ACCAAAAUUUAUUUGGAUUUGUAGGAUAUAGUGCUGUUUUUGAUAGUUAGAUUUGGGUUUUGAAUUAUGAUUCAAUGUAGUUUUUGGGUUUGUUAAACCUUUAUUAGGUGUCAUGCUUUGAGUUUAGUUUUUUUUCUUUGAAAUUGAGAAAUGAAAUGAAUGUGUUGUUCUUGACAGUUUGAAGAAGCUGAUUUGAAAUUUUGGGAGAGAGGGAGAGAAGAUUUAGAUUUGAAAGCUGAAAAUGACGAUUGGAACACUUGCAUCUGAGAAAAAGAAAGCUACGAAGAAUAAGGAAGUUGUUGAUGAGAACGCGCCUUUGGUACCGAACUCUCAGGAAACCGAGGGCGAGUUACAUGAGUUUAAUGGAGCUUCAUUUUCUGGUGCUGUUUUCAAUUUGUCAACCACGGUUAUCGGUGCUGGAAUCAUGGGCUUGCCUGCUUGUGUUAAGAAAUUGGGAAUGGUGCCGGGUCUUAUUGCGAUAAUCCUAACAGCAUUGUUGACGGAGAAGUCGAUUGAGUUCAUUAUCAGGUUUUCAAGAGCUGGGAAUUUUCCUGCAUAUGGAAGUCUUAUGGGGGAUGCCUUUGGGAAAUAUGGAAAAGCUUUUCUGGAGAUAUGCGUUGUUGUUAAUAACAUGGGUAUUUUGAUUGUUUACAUGAUUAUUAUCGGUGAUGUGAUUUCUGGAACAACUUCAAGUGGAAUUCACCAUUCUGGUAUCCUUGAAGGAUGGUUUGGUGUCCAUUGGUGGACUGGGCGGACAUUUAUUCUUGUUUUUGCAACACUUUUUGUGUUUGCACCUUUGGUUAGUUUUAAGCGAAUUGAUUCAUUGAGAUUCACAUCUGCAUUAUCAGUUGGAUUAGCUGUUGUUUUCCUUAUCAUUGCUGUGGGGAUCUCAAUUAUCAAGAUUAUUAGUGGAGGCAUUGGGAUGCCCAGACUCUUCCCGGUCAUUACUGAUGCAGCUUCGGUUUUUGAUUUAUUCACUGUAGUUCCCGUGCUGGUGACCGCUUACAUCUGUCACUACAAUGUUCACAGCAUAGAUAAUGAACUGGAAGAUCCCUCAUGGAUGCAGGGGGUUGUGCGCACUUCCCUUACUCUAUGCUCUUCAGUGUACUCACUCACAAGCUUCUUUGGAUUCCUCCUAUUUGGUGACAAUACUCUCGACGACGUGCUUGCCAAUUUCGAUACUGAUCUCGGAAUUCCUUUCGGUUCGGCGCUCAAUGACGCUGUUCGUUUUAGCUAUGCUGCGCAUCUUGUGCUUGUAUUUCCUGUAGUUUUCUAUGCACUAAGGGUCAACAUAGAUGGUCUGAUAUUUUCCUCAUCAAGAAGGCCUUUGGUUGUUGAUAACUUCAGAUUUGCAUCGAUUACUAUUUUCCUUGUUGGCAUUAUCUUCAUAGGAGCAAACUUCAUACCUAGCAUUUGGGAUAUUUUCCAGUUCACUGGAGCAACUGCCGCAGUUUGUGUAGCAUUCAUAUUUCCAGCUGCAAUCACUCUGAGGGAUCGAUACAACAUAGCCACUAAAACCGACAAAAUACUAUCUGUUUUUAUGAUAGUUCUGGCAGUCUUGUCAAAUGCUGUUGCUAUAUACAGCGAUGCUUAUGCUUUGAUCAACAAGAACAAAAAUGGUCUGAUGGAUUGAGUGUUAUAUAAACAAAGCUACUACGUGUACAAAUAUUCUUCAAAAGUGUGUGGAGGUAUGCAACUUGUUCAACCUUGUUUGUAUUAGAGAACUGUCAACAUGUCUCUACAGCUUCCGACAACGUAUUUGUUGUCAAAAUAUCAUUUCACUUGUAAGAUGGUCUUUGCCGAUGAAACUGUGGAGGUUCUGUUGAAUGUGCCUCAAUUUCCCUGGCUUGAUCUCUCUCAUAAAUGUAAGUGAGACGUUGUAUGCAUUACUAUUGGAUAAAGGACCUUAGGGGCGUCCUGUUGCUUCUGAAAGAAUGCUUAAGUUCAAGCAUUUUUUAGCAAGACAAACACAAAUUUAGUUAUGGAUUUGAAAAUGGGAUAGUAUUGCACGAUUCUUAGGUAAUCAUAUAUUUUUAGAUUAAGUGUUUCAUUGAAUAUAUUAGCAUCUUGCAAAUUUAUUCAAGUCAACUAUUUCAUUGAACACAUGUAAAAUGUAAAUGUUGUUUUGAUAUGUUAUUAUUGACAAUGUUUGUUUAAAAUUUCUAAAUGAGUUCUGAGUUGUGUGUA
Molecule: messenger RNA, 2187 nt
Organism: Lathyrus oleraceus (garden pea)
Lineage: Eukaryota; Viridiplantae; Streptophyta; Magnoliopsida; Fabales; Fabaceae
Product: amino acid transporter AVT6B
Exons: 6
Coding region: 242-1633 (463 amino acids)
Biological process (GO): amino acid transmembrane transport
Cellular component (GO): membrane
Molecular function (GO): L-amino acid transmembrane transporter activity
Source: RefSeq, a predicted model, not a curated record